This is a messenger RNA of Fusarium mangiferae, 360 nucleotides long. RefSeq lists its product as uncharacterized. The record is from RefSeq and is a predicted model, not a curated record. The coding region runs from base 1 to 360 and encodes 119 amino acids. The transcript has 3 exons. Lineage: Eukaryota; Fungi; Ascomycota; Sordariomycetes; Hypocreales; Nectriaceae.
AUGAAGACUGGUUUCAUCGCUUUUGCCAUUGCCGCCGUGGCUCCUCUUUCCAUGGCUCUUCCGUUCCCUCAGGCCGCCCCUGGAGGUUUCUUCCCUCCUCCUCCUUCUAUCAAUGGCACUCAGCCUGGAAACCACGGCCACUACGGUGGUGGCCAGAAUGGAGGACCUGGUAGUUGGUUGCCCGUGCCUGGCAACGGCCAGCAGCCCGUCCCUACUCCCGGACCUACCCCUACACCUCCUCCCAUGGUUCCUGUACCUCCUCCUUCUGCUUCCACUCCUCCUGCUGUCCCCCAGCCCCCUCCCGCUGCUCCUACUGAGCCCAUCGUGGCCCCAACUCCUACUCCCUUUGCCCGCAAGUAA